GGUCUCAAGCCAUCGGAUCCUGGUGGAACAACGAGCUGCCCAGCGCUACUGUCGAGCCACCGCCUUCCUCAGGAAGGUUCCCAGCAUUCGCGUCACCUUCUUGGCUCACAACCAGGCAGCCGCUUAUGUGAACCUCAUGCCCGUGAAGACACUCAACCGCAAAAAGAUUCAGCAGGAUUUCACCGUCAAACUGCUGCAGAAGGGCGCUCGUGAGUACCAACAAGGCUUGAUGCUGCAUCAGAAACCGUACGUGAUUGCUAUGAAGAAAGACUUGCCCAUCAAAACCAAGGUAUGGGUGCCCCACAUCAACAUGAUCUUUGAUCAACUUACUCAGAGGGCACCGAUGCAUGAAGAGAGCUCAGGAGUUGAAGAUGAUUCAGAUGAAGAGGAAUAUUUGGCCACCAUGUAGCUAGGUGACGGCUCGUGAAAACGGCUGGUGGUCACCAAUGGAUAACACAUGCC
Molecule: messenger RNA, 462 nt
Organism: Cladocopium goreaui
Lineage: Eukaryota; Dinophyceae; Suessiales; Symbiodiniaceae
Source: the annotation of a GenBank genome assembly